Erinaceus europaeus (western European hedgehog) is the source of this 2052-nucleotide messenger RNA. RefSeq names its product pyrroline-5-carboxylate reductase 1 (gene PYCR1). The record is from RefSeq and is a predicted model, not a curated record. Gene Ontology annotation, biological process: L-proline biosynthetic process. Lineage: Eukaryota; Metazoa; Chordata; Mammalia; Eulipotyphla; Erinaceidae. The transcript has 8 exons. The coding region runs from base 167 to 1129 and encodes 320 amino acids. Gene Ontology annotation, molecular function: pyrroline-5-carboxylate reductase activity.
CUGGGCUUGGGUAGGGUUGUAGGACUCUCGGUGGGUACCGCGGCUAUGGGAGCGGGCUAGGUUCACUCGCUGGAACUGGAGGGGCUGCGGUCGGCGGGGAUCCGUGGGCAAGCUGCACCUGCAUAGCUGGUGCCAUCUGGGCGCGGUGGGCGUGUCUGCAGACACCAUGAGCGUGGGCUUCAUCGGCGCGGGUCAGCUCACUUUUGCCCUAGCCAGGGGCUUCACCGCAGCAGGCAUCUUGGCUGCCCACAAGAUAAUGGCCAGCUCCCCGGACCUGGAACUGCCCACGGUUUCUGCCCUCAGGAAGUUGGGGGUGACUCUGACACCCCACAACAAGGAGACAGUGCAGCACAGCAAUGUGCUCUUCCUGGCUGUGAAGCCACACAUCAUCCCCUUCAUUCUGGAUGAAGUCGGUGCCGACAUCCAGGGCCACCACAUCGUGGUGUCAUGUGCAGCCGGUGUCACCAUCAGUUCCAUUGAGAAGAAGCUGAAGGCCUUCCAGCUGGCCCCCAAAGUCAUCCGCUGCAUGACCAACACACCAGUCAUAGUGCGUGAGGGUGCCACUGUGUAUGCCACUGGCACCCAUGCCCAGGUGGAAGAUGGCCGGCUCCUGGAGCAGCUCAUGGGCAGCGUGGGUUUCUGUACUGAGGUGGAGGAGGACCUGAUCAAUGCUGUCACUGGGCUCAGUGGCAGUGGCCCAGCCUAUGCAUUCACUGCCCUGGAUGCCCUGGCUGACGGUGGAGUGAAGAUGGGGCUGCCACGAAGCCUGGCAGUCCACCUUGGGGCACAGGCCCUGCUGGGGGCCGCCAAGAUGCUGCUGGACUCGGAGCAGCACCCAGGCCAGCUCAAGGAUAAUGUGUGCUCUCCUGGUGGCGCCACCAUCCAUGCCCUGCAUGUGCUGGAGAGUGGGGGCUUCCGCUCCCUGCUCAUCGAUGCUGUGCAGGCCUCCUGCACCCGCACAAGGGAGCUACAGUCCAUGGCUGACCGGGAGAAGGUCCCUCCAGCUGCUAUCAAGAGGACUGUCCUGGACAAGGUGAAACAGGAUGCCCCUCCUGGGGCCUCAGUGGCCCCUGUUGACCACACCAAGUGGCAGCCCUGCAGCCUGGCCCCAGUGGGCCAGAAGGAUUGAGGUGUCCUGCCUGAGACCAAUCUGCCUUCCUCUCUCCAGGGUCCAAACCUCCUGUGCUGAGCGUCUUGGCUCCAGACCUCACAGAGUGUCCCCAUAAUGACCUAUAGCUCUAGUCAGCUCAAGAAACUCACUUCCCAGUGGGCAUCUGACACCAUGAUCUCUUUCCUGGCCCAGAAUAAGUGGCUGAUUCUCUGACCUUCACCUUCCCCUCCUCUGUCGCCAAAUUAAAUCAGGACUCCCUUCCCUUCAGAGAUCUCUGGAGACCUGGGGCGUCUUCACACACCCCCCCCCCAGCAUUAGCUGGCUUGGGGUAUAGCCUUUGACUGAGUACAGGGGUCAAGGUUUCCUUCUUUGGAAGGAAAACAGCCAAGGAGGGAGCCCACUCUCAGAUCAUGGGAUACUUCAUGUGAUACUUCACCCAACAUCUAGCCAACCACCCCUUUGUCCCUUCCAAGUAUUUGGGAAAAGGUCCUCUCAAGUAUUUGAACUUCCAAGUACACCAGCACACUCCGCCUAUCUCCCCCAGAUGCCUCUGCACAUGCCCUGAUCCUUUCCUGCUAAAUAAAUUGAUUUCCAGCCCUAGUACCCCUACUUGUAACUUUGUCCUUCCCAUUGGAAGAAAGGCCCUGCGUGCUCUGGGGAGUGAGGAGGUGGCAGGUGCAGCUGGAAGCUGGCCCCAGCGCUUGGGCUUAGUGUUCCUGCUACUGGAGAAGGUUCAACCUCCAUUUUCCCUGAAGGAGCUGUACUAGAUUCUCCAGGGGCCACCAAUGAGGAAGAUGCGUAAAGGGCUGGGGAGACAUGGUUAUGCAAAGGUUCAACCCCCAGCACCACCAUAAGCUGAUCAGUGCUCUGGUAUUUCUCUUUCUCUGAUCUUUCUGUAUCUCUUUCACUUAAAAGAAUAAAUAAAAAAUAAGUUAAAAUAU